CCCUUAGAUGUGAAAAUAUUUUCGAAAUUUUCAUCGAGUUUUCAGCUAUACAAACCGACGCUUAUUUAGUUAAUCCGCGACUUUCCGUGCGUAUUGUUCGAAAAGAGCGCUAUCGAGCUUUCGUUAUUGCAUUUGGACGGUGACAAUACAUCAGAAAAAUGCUCUUCAACAACCGAAAUCGAAACCGACCGCAGCGUAGCGCGCCAGCAUCCACUGAACCCAAAGUUUGCGCCCAAUGCAAAGAAACCAUCACAGGGCAAUUUUUGACCGCCUUGGGAGAGUCGUGGCAUCCGGACCAUUUUGCCUGCGAAGAAUGCAAACAGCCCAUAAAAGAGACAAAAUUCCAUACCAAUGAGGGCAAGCCUUAUUGCUCUGAGUGUCACGUCAAGUUGUUUGCAAAAACUUGCUUUGCAUGCGACAAGCCCAUCUUGGAUAAAUGCGUUCAAGCCAUGGGAACCAACUGGCACGAGGACCAUUUUAUUUGCGGCGGGUGCAAGUGCAAGUUGGUUGGAACCCAAUUUAUGGACGUGAAAGGGGCCCCAUUUUGCCAAAAAUGCUACUUGUCCAAGCAUGCUGAUCGUUGCAAGGGAUGCUCCAAGCCAAUCGCUGACAAGGCUGUGGUGGCUCUAGACGCCAAAUGGCAUCAGAUGUGCUUCAGAUGUUCGAAAUGCGAAAAACCAAUCAUGAAGGAUCAAUCCUACAAGCUGGACGCAAAAACUGGAAAGCCCCACUGUGUCAAGUGUUAAGCUACCACCGUGCCCUUUCAAGACAACAAUACUAAUCUUCCAUUAAGUUUUAUUAUGAGAUUGUAUUGAUAUAUUCUCUAUAUUUAUUAUAUGUUGUGUUUUUGCUAUACUAUUUUAUUUAAGUCUGUCGUAAGUUAGAGCCAAGCAUGUAUUAUUAUUUAUUAAAAACUAAAUUUCGGUUUA
Molecule: messenger RNA, 929 nt
Organism: Dendroctonus ponderosae (mountain pine beetle)
Lineage: Eukaryota; Metazoa; Arthropoda; Insecta; Coleoptera; Curculionidae
Product: transforming growth factor beta-1-induced transcript 1 protein
Exons: 6
Coding region: 159-746 (195 amino acids)
Biological process (GO): cell-cell junction organization; cell-cell adhesion; positive regulation of substrate adhesion-dependent cell spreading
Cellular component (GO): nucleus; cell-cell junction; cytoplasm
Molecular function (GO): transcription coregulator activity
Source: RefSeq, a predicted model, not a curated record